Molecule: messenger RNA, 1524 nt
Organism: Penicillium egyptiacum
Lineage: Eukaryota; Fungi; Ascomycota; Eurotiomycetes; Eurotiales; Aspergillaceae
Source: the annotation of a GenBank genome assembly
AUGAGUGAUCCCCUCUCCAUCGCAGCUGGCAUCGCCGGAUUCCUCUCCCUUGGGAUCCAAGUGACGCAAACCUUGGUGGAUUUCUAUUCGGUCUACAAAAGCCAAGACGCUGAUAUUGCAAAAAUCACUCGAAACAUGGAGAACCUUCAAGGCGCUUUUCGAUCCCUGGAGAGUGCAAUCCAGAAACGCCAAUCUCAGCCUAACGCAGAAGAACUACUUAAAGAAGUCGAAAAGGCCACACAGAGAUGCCAUGAGAUCAUUCACGAGCUUCGGGCUGAGUGCCAGAAACUCCAUAGCGAAUCUGUUACCUGCUUAAAAGGUCGUCUUCAAGCUGCUGGACGCCGCGCCACCUAUCCGUUCCGAAAAAGCACAAUACAGAAGAUCGAAGAAGAUGUUGGCGCGAUACGUGAAAACAUGUUAUUCGCACUCAACGUGCUACAGUUCAAAAGCCACAAUCGGAUUGAAGAUGAAAUAUCGGCAGUCAGAUCUCUUCUUAAGCGGACAAACUCAAGCCAAAUUUCUUUCGCCAUUCGUGCCUGGCUUCAGGCACCCGAUGCAUCUGUAAAUCAUAACGCCGUCUAUGCAAAACACCACCCGAAAACUGGACAGUGGUUUCUCAAUGGGUUCGCAGGAUGUGGCAAGUCGGUUCUCUGUUCAGUCAUAAUACAGCAUACAUUUCGUGAGACGAAUCACAGGAGCGGAGUAGGAAUCGCAUUUUUCUACUUUGCUUUUAGCGAUAAGUCAAAACAGGAUGCCCAUAGCAUGUUACGUGCAUUGUUGUUACAACUAUCGGUGCAGUUCCAAGACGGCCAAAAGGAACUAGAGCAACUACACAUACUAUCCCAGUCAUCCACUCCUUCAGUGCAAGUGCUACUACAAACACUUCGAAGAUUUCUUAAACGGUUCCUGGACAGCUAUAUCCUACUCGAUGCACUAGAUGAAUGCCCCCGAGAUAAUGGCAGAGAGGAUGUUUUAAGAGUGAUACAGGUGAUACGGGACUGGCGCUUGCCUAGUGUUCAUCUCUUAGUAACAAGCCGGGACCAGCUUAACAUCCGACGAUCAUUAAAACCCUCUCAUGACUGUGAUCUAUCAAUGAAGAAUUCCGGAAUUGACAAAGAUAUCUUUGAUUUCGUCUCUUAUUACUUCAGAUACGUGGAAUGUCAGCUCAACUCUUUUCGACGAGCGCGCAACCGAAACCAACUUGACAAAUACCUACACAGCUUGCCUCGCGAUCUAGAUAAAACCUAUAAACGCAUGCUUUAUAACAUUGAUGAAACAUAUAUUAAGGAUGUACGACGUAUAUUGAGUGUCCUUAGUUUCGCUAUCCGACCCCUCACUAUUAGUGAGUUGAUCGACGCUCAUACGGUCGAACUUGGUGAAUCACCGUAUCUCGAUCGUGAGGGCCGAUCCUAUAGGCGAGAUGAUCUUAUUGAUAUCUGCCUUAGACUUGUAGAGGUAGUGGAAACCGACAAUAAUAAUGGACAAAUGAUCUCGAUCGCUCGCAUCGCUCAUUUCUCUAUCUAA